GUCGUCGUUUGCGCGAGUGCGAACGACCAAUCGAGCGGUUCUCGAACGGGUCGCCUUGCCGUUCGGGUUGGUCGGGGCAGUCUAGUACAAGAAGAAGGAUCCUUCGAGUCGUCGGGGUGACGUUCUCGAAAAAGGGAGAGCCAGAAGAGAAAGGGCUACAUGGCUACGUCUCGGUUGUCUCGCGAUCGCUGAUCCGGGAGCGACUCGAGGGUUGUGCGCGCGUCGCCGAGGGAAGGAGUUUCCGCGUCAUCGUCUCGAGAACCGCCGUCGCCGUCGAGAAGAAAUCUAACGUAGACGACGGAGGAAGCGCGAGGGAAGCCUGUGAUGGGUGUCAGGAGGACAGCGAGGGGACGGGGGCAGGCUUCGUACUCGCGCCUCGCGGUCGUCGUCGCAUCGUCGAGAUCAUCGAGAUCCGUGCGCUGUCAUCCCGCGGUCCUCGCGUCGCGCUCAGCACCGAAAUCGGCAUCGGCGCGCUGGUUCCUGUUAUGCGCGCACGUCGAACGUCAGUCGGAGUGUUUAUAACUGCACGGCGUUCUCGUCGGUGCUCGUGGCGGAGGGUGCAGGAGCAGGAAAGGGCGGCGAGGAGGAGAAAGAGGUGAAGACGAGACGGCCAGAAGCCGUCGAGAGGGGGCGAGCGAGAGAGAGAGAGAGAGACGUUCUUCGUCCGAAGACAGAGAGACAAUUCCAGACUUCCCUCCUUGUUCUAUCCGGAUAAUCUGUUCGCAUCGAAGUGUCAUCGGGCUCGCUCGCAGUGACAGUUCGUCGCUGGAUAUAGAGGGAGAAAGAGGGAGACGUAUUUUCCGUGGCCUGUCAUACUUGGUCAUCGCGACAGACUCUCUCCACGAUGUUCACGGGGACGAUCAAGAUCGAGAUCUGCGAGGCGAUAGGGCUCCGCGCGACCGACAGGCAGCGCAAGUUCUGGCAGGACGAACCUAUACUCGACCCGUACGUGCAGAUGGACGUCGACGAGAAUCACCUGGACCGCUCGUCCACGAAACCCAAGACGUUCAAUCCGAUCUGGAACGAGAGUUUCACAUACGAGGUGCAGGAUGCGGUCACGCUGGGCCUCACCGUCUUCCACGACGCGGCACUGCCGCCAGAUUACUUCGUUGCCAAUUGCAGCAUCCCCUUCGAGGAGCUCGUCACCCGUAAUGGCAAAACCACCGACUUCUGGAUUGAUCUGGAACCUCAGGGAAAACUGAGAGUGAAGAUAGACUUGCAAUGGAAUGAUCAGGAUCGACAAUCGAGUUGCGGUACGGGAGGCGAUGCAGAAAGUAUCAGUGGUAGAAGCAUCGGCAGCGUCAACUCCAGCAAGGAAUUGAUGCCGCGCCGAGAAUUUAAGGAGAGACAGGGCUUCUAUCGUCGGAGGGGCGCGAUGCGACGAAGGAUUCAUCAAGUGAACGGGCACAAAUUCAUGGCUACCUUUUUGAGGCAACCGACAUUCUGUUCGCACUGCCGUGAAUUCAUAUGGGGCUUGGGCAAGCAGGGCUAUCAGUGUCAAGUAUGCACUUGCGUAGUUCACAAGAGAUGUCACAAAUUGGUGAUAACCAAAUGUCCAGGAAUGAAAGAUGAGUCGAAUCAAGACACAGAGAGCACGCGCUUCAGCAUAGACGUACCACAUCGCUUUGUUGUUCAUAAUUACAAGAGAUUUACAUUUUGCGACCACUGCGGAUCCCUGUUGUACGGUUUAUUCAAACAAGGUUUACAAUGCGAAGCUUGUAACAUGAACGUUCAUAAACGAUGUCAGAAGAAUGUACCAAACAGUUGCGGUAUCAAUACCAAAGUUAUGGCCGAUAUUCUGAAAACAAUGAACAUUUCCGCGGACAAGCAAGUCAAAACUCCGAAAAUCAAUUACAGAGAAUCCGCGUGUCCGUCAACACCCACAGUUAGGGACGAUAUGUCGGACUUACAAGCGAAAGGAGCGGAAACACCAAUUAAUGCCAAUGAAAACGCAGUGCCUGUUAACGGCAGUGAACAAAGAAAAUUCGGAAUAGACGAUUUUAAUUUUAUCAAGGUCCUCGGUAAAGGCAGUUUUGGUAAAGUAAUGUUAGUGGAACGAAAGGCUAAUCCCGACGAGAUUUACGCCGUGAAAAUCUUGAGCAAAAACAUCAUUAUACAAGACGACGAUGUGGAUUGCACAAUGACGGAGAAGAGAAUCUUGGCUCUAGCGGCAAAGCAUCCUUUUUUAACGGCCAUCCAUAGUUGCUUCCAAACGACUGAUCGACUUUUCUUCGUUAUGGAAUACGUGAAUGGAGGUGAUCUCAUGUUCCAUAUUCAGAAAGCUCGAAAGUUUGACGAAGCGAGGGCGCGCUUCUACGCGGCGGAAGUGACACUCGCCCUUCAGUUCCUGCACAAAAAUCACGUUAUAUACCGCGAUUUAAAACUGGAUAAUAUAUUGCUAGAUUCGGAGGGACAUUGUAAAUUGGCAGACUUCGGAAUGUGUAAAGAGAAUAUAAUUGAAGGACAAACGACCACAUCGACAUUUUGCGGCACGCCGGAUUAUAUAGCUCCCGAGAUACUACAGGAACUGCAGUACGGUGCCAGCGUCGAUUGGUGGGCUCUCGGCGUUUUGAUGUACGAGAUGAUGGCUGGACAGCCGCCUUUUGAAGCCGAUAACGAGGACGAGCUCUUCGAAUCGAUCUUACGAGACGAUGUACUUUAUCCGAUAUGGAUUUCCAAGGAAGCCGUGUCUAUUUUGAAAGGUUUUAUGACUAAAAAUCCUGCCAAGCGAUUAGGUUGUGUCGUAGCCAAUGGCGGUGAAAAUGCCAUAAAGGUCCAUCCAUUUUUCCAACACAUGGAUUGGGAAGCGCUUGAAGCGCGCAGAGUGAAACCACCGAUUAGACCUAAAAUUAAAAAUGAGAAGGACGCUAUGAACUUCGAUACGGAAUUUACAAAGGAGGAUCCCGUAUUGUCGCCGGAAGACAUGGACGAAGUGAGCUACAUCAAUCAAGAGGAGUUUCGCGGUUUCUCCAUGGUCAACAAGGAUUUCAAUCCAGCCAGGUUUGCAGCGCAAUAAGAGAUGAUAAAUCACUGUGGAGGAUAUGGAAAACCGAAAAAUUAAUAUCGUCCUAAUACUUCCCGCUUAAUAAGGUGGCGAAUGCGCUAAACAACGCAAAGUUGGAUAUCGGCGUCGUUUUGAAGCUGCUCGAGGUCUCCUUUGGCCAAUUACGUCGAUGGAGAUGAUACGUCUGUCCACCGCGAGGAUGGAAGUAUUCGACUAAUUGAGGCACAAUUGGCGGCGAUCCGAAAAACUAAGAAUUCGGAAAUGUUUAGCCAAGCCAUCGGGAGAAUACCGGAAUUUCGUUUUCUUGAGAAUUUGCGUUUUCGUGGAGAUAUUUUUUAGCCGUUGCAGGGACGCGACUGAUUGAUUCGGCAUGAAAGGCGCAUUUUAUUAGGGCAUAUUGUACGAGAUUGGCAGAGAUUGCAAAUUUUUUACUAUCAUUUUUGCGAGGAGCGCUAGAGUCGGUAUUGCCGGAAGUAGAGACAGUAAUCGAGAGAGUUUUAUGUACGAUGUCCUGUAUUAGAACAGGAAUUGCUGGGAAACGCAAUUGCCGUUCAUUUUUAACGCGAUACAAAUGAAAGAAAAGAUGUAGGCUCUCGUACAAAAUGGUAUGAACGAUCGCUGGGCGAUCAACGAUUCACUUUGUGAAGUGAUAUAUAUACCUAAAUUAUAUAUUUAAUGUUAUUAGAAACGCGCAAUGGGAUUCCAAUUUCGUAUAGAUUUAUAUAAGAUAGGCGAUUGAACAAAUUUGGAAUACCGGUCUUUGCCGGCUUUUCUAAUCUUUUUGGUUUUUAUUUUUUAUUUUUUAUUUUUUUUUUAUUUUUUUUUUUUUUUUUUUUUUAGUAGAACAUUUUUUUUAUUUUGUCGAUUUUGACACGAUUGUGCAUAUAAAGUUUUACUUUCGUUGUUUUUUUUUUAAAUAUUAUAAACUCGUAAUUGGGUUUUGAUCUGACGACAUUUAAUAUUGCGUUAAAUAGAUGUGUAAAUCGAAUUUAUACUUACACAUAACGGCUUGGCACUUAAAACGUAUUUUCUUGUUUCAAAAAAUCUCUGUUAUGAGAAAAUAACAUAUACGAAAAAAGUGAAUAAUGUCCAUGGAAAAAAUUUUAAAUUUAACUGAAUAUUGCUUAAAAAAUAAGUCGAGUUUAGUUCUUUAACAAAAACGUAGAAUUUUUGACGGAUUCGCGCUACGACGAAGACUGAACGUAAGCUGGGCUUAAGUUUUAAGUAAUUCCAACAUUUAUAAAUGACGAGUUUAUGUGUAUAAGAAUCUGUGCGUUAGGAUAGAUAAAAGCAGCGUAGAGAGAGAAUCGAAACAUCGGUUCUCGUUUCGUCUGGCUGUUGUCCAGCGCCGGUCGAACGAGGUCGAAAGUUUUCGUCGAGCUUUACACAUAUACACGUACAUAUAUAUACACACACACACACACACACACACACAAAUACACACAGAGGAGCAUCUCGCAGCGCUUCUCCGAUAGGAUUUAGAUAAAAAAAAAUAUAUAUAUAACAAUCGCGCUCGCGUGAUAGAGAUCGAGCAGGAUACGAUCUAAAUCGGGCGGGCGCGCGUCAUUUCAUACUUAAGUAGACUUGAGCGCGAUCAUUAUAGAUUGAAAGAGAGUCCACUGGUGGUCUCCAAUCAAAGUACAUAAAAAUAUAGAUUAUAUCCAUAUGUAUAUGCAUGUGCUUCUAUAUAUAUGCGUACAGGGACACAUGCACAUAUAUAUAAAUCUAAUUUAUUUUAGUAAGGCACGGAGACAAGCGAGAGGGGGGCGAUCGUAACACUCUAAAAGAAAGCAGAAAGGAACAAACUCUCGCGGCGAGCAUAAUAUAUAUAUAUAUAUAUAUAUAUAUAUAUAUAUAUAUAUAUAUAUAAAUUUGCACUUGCGAUUCUCGGCGCCUCUUACGAUUUUUAAAAGGCGCGUGAGGUGCAUAUAUAUAUUACCAGUAUAUAGCCAUCGAUAUAAUACACACACAUUA
Messenger RNA from Nylanderia fulva, 4978 nucleotides. It is a transcript of the gene Pkc98E, whose product is annotated as Protein kinase C. Gene Ontology annotation, biological process: protein phosphorylation. Gene Ontology annotation, molecular function: diacylglycerol-dependent serine/threonine kinase activity; ATP binding. The record is from RefSeq and is a predicted model, not a curated record. NCBI's taxonomy places the organism in Eukaryota, Metazoa, Arthropoda, Insecta, Hymenoptera, Formicidae.